GAUGAAUUACUUAUGGCUCUAAAAGGUAAUAUUGAAGCUGUAGAUACAUUUUUUCUUGAACUCAAUAACAAUAAUAUACUAUUUGGUGGAAAAAUAUUUAUUGGGUUAGAAUCAAUUAAAUCAUCUUCUAUUUGGAAUUUAUUUGAAGUUUAUGACCUUCAGCAACCU
Molecule: messenger RNA, 168 nt
Organism: Scutellospora calospora
Lineage: Eukaryota; Fungi; Glomeromycota; Glomeromycetes; Diversisporales; Gigasporaceae
Source: the annotation of a GenBank genome assembly